Messenger RNA from Linum tenue, 199 nucleotides. Lineage: Eukaryota; Viridiplantae; Streptophyta; Magnoliopsida; Malpighiales; Linaceae. The record is from the annotation of a GenBank genome assembly.
CGCCGAAUCUCUGUCCGACUCUCGCGAAAAAAUGGACGAGUGGUUCCAAGAAGAGGGAAUUUAUUAUGAUGAAUUUCAAGCGGUUGGGGACGACGUGGAUAUAUACAACCAACGGUAUUAUGUUGAUCAAGGGCCUAGUGAUCCAACCGUGUUGUACGACCAACCCAACCAUCGUUCAAGGGAUGUUUGGAACGAUCAC